AUGUUACGCUAUUUCUUCUUUGUUUUUUUUCUUGGAUGGAUCGAGUCGCGGAUUGCCACUGAAGCUGAGACGAAAUCAGCAUUGAAUAAAUUAUUAGAACAAGCUGGUGAGAUGAGUAUUGUGGAGAUCAAUGCUGAAGUGGAGAGGAUUAUUUCAUUAUUGCCCGAAGGUCAGCGUCGAGAACAUAUGGAAAUGCGAAAAUACACAUUUGCCGAAGAAAGAGAACGACAGAUAAAGAUUAGGGAAACUCUCCCUCAACUCUCCGUGAAAGCACAACAACGUUUGGUUCGGAUCAUCAUGGUGCAAGAGCACAAACAGCUCACACAAAAUGAGAAAAGAAGAAGGCUCAAUUAUAUUAAACAAAUGAUGAACCCACAAAUUGCCGACGAGCUCGCAAAACAUUUCACUCAACAACAGCUCUAUCGACUCGCUUUU
Molecule: messenger RNA, 435 nt
Organism: Mesorhabditis belari
Lineage: Eukaryota; Metazoa; Nematoda; Chromadorea; Rhabditida; Rhabditidae
Source: the annotation of a GenBank genome assembly